Diceros bicornis minor is the source of this 3686-nucleotide messenger RNA. RefSeq names its product sterile alpha motif domain containing 15 (gene SAMD15). The record is from RefSeq and is a predicted model, not a curated record. Gene Ontology annotation, molecular function: protein binding. Lineage: Eukaryota; Metazoa; Chordata; Mammalia; Perissodactyla; Rhinocerotidae.
CUUCUGCUUGCCGGCUUUUCAAGUCAGGGCUUGAAAGAGCAAACAAAACCGGGGGACGAUGCGGAAAGACCCGGCCGGAAAUCGUGGUCUCCAUAGAGACGCUAUCGGAAGUUGGGGUUGCUAGGAGGCCUGGGCGCGUCAGCUAAUCUGCGUCAUGGCUGAAGUCCCAGAAGAUUAUGAUUCCGACCACGAUGAAGGAGAUCUGGCGUCUGAGAGACCAGAACUGCCUGGACCUCUCAAAAUGGCUGAAGAUGCCGAACCAGACACCACGGCAGAGGCAGGCCCGGAGCUACCUGAAGAAAUUGACCAAGAGCCACAGCCGGAGAUGGAGGAAGAGGACUCCCAAGAGGAGGCGCCAGAGAAUGCUGAGAAUGUACACCCACACCUAAAACCAGCCAGGACGUCGGAGGAAGAGAUUCCCGAGGAGUCCGAGAUAGACCUUUCUAGCAAGACCGAGCCAGGGAUUCCCCAAGAGGUAAAGUCAGAGACAUCCGGAGAGAUGAGAGGAGAGCUUUUCAACGAUUUGGAGGUCUCUAUGGAUGAAAAGCCUGAGGAACCAGACCUGGAACCACUAGAGGAUGCUAAACCAGAUGUUACAGAGGAUAUACUCAUGGAGUCAGCUAAAGAAACACAUCUAGAAAAGGAAACGGAGUCUGAGGUUUCAGGGGCCACAAUCAGUGAGACAAGGUUAGAGUUAGUAGAAGAGACCAAACCAGAAGUUCUGGAGGAAUCAUUUAGAGAGCAAUAUAAAGAAGUAAAUCUAGACUCUCUAGAGCAGAGCAAACCUGAAUUUCUAAGUGAGAAACCAAGAAAAUCAAUUGAAGAGGCAGAUCUACAGCCACCAAAGAUGACCACACUAGAGAUUCCAGAGGAGACACAAAGAGAGUCACCUGAAGAGAAAAAGAUUGAGCCAUCUGAGCAGACUAAACCAGAUUUUCCAAAGGAAAAACCAAGAAAGUCUACGGAGGAGGCAGGUCUAGCACCUCCAGAAGAGACACAAAGAAAAUCAACUGAGGAGAAAGGGGUAGAGCCAUCUGAGCAGACUAAACCAGAGUUUUCAGACCAGAAACCAAGUAAGUCUACUGAGGAAACACGAAGAAAGUCAACUGAGGAGAAAGUUCCAGAGCCAUUAGAAGAGAUCAAAUCAGAAUUUUCUGAGGAAAAAACAAGAAAACCAAUUGAGGAAAUGGGUCUAGAGCCAUCAGGAAAGACCAAAGCAGACAUUCAAGAGGAGACACAAAGAAAUUCAACUAUGGAGAAAGUUCUAGAGCCACCAGAGGACACUAAACCAACAGAUCAGAAAGAUAAGCAGAGAAAAUCAACUGAGGAGACAAGACUAGCACCACCACAGAAGACCAAAUCAGAGGAGACACUAAGAGAGUCAACUGAAGAGAAAGGUCUAGAGCCACCAGAACAGACUAAACCAGAGUUUCCAAGGAAAAAAAAAACAAAAUCAACUGAGGAAAUGGGUCAAGUGCUACCACAGAAGACCAAAUCAGAGGUUCAAGAGAAGACACAAACAGAACCAACUAAGGAGAAAGAUCUAGAGUUACCAGAUAAAGCCAAACUACUACUUAGAAGAGAAACAUAUGUAGAAUUUGGCAAAGAAGAUGGGCCAGAACCAAUCAAAUUUAAGCAUUCUGUAGACAAGGGUGAUCAGGAGCACUCCAACUAUCAAACAAGAAAGUUGUCAGUAAAAGAAACUGAAAAUGUUACAAGAGAUUCUGUGUUAGGGUCUCUUACAGUGAGUGAAGUAGACUCAGUGAGUACAGAUUAUGAGUUUUCUCAAGAGCCCCAGAAACUGUUUGAACUUACUGAUACCAAUAAUGACUUAUACUCAGAUCCCUCAGAAUCCCAGAGGGAGUUAAGAGAGUCCUUUAGUGAAAAGAAAGUUGUAGAUUUGUCCCCAGAGUUGAAGAAACUGGAACCUAAAGACAAAGAAACCCAGCCAAAAGGAAGUAUUGAGCUACAAUUUGAGUAUCUUAACUGGAGCCCAGAGGAAGUUGCAGAGUGGAUUAGCCAGCUAGGCUUCCCUCAAUACAAGGAGUGUUUUACCACAAACUUCAUCAGUGGCCGAAAACUCAUCCAUGUAAACUGCUCAAACCUCCCUCAGAUGGGGAUAACAGAUUUUGAGGACAUGAAGGUAAUUUCUCAGCAUACUCGGGAGCUACUGGGCAUUGAAGAGCCAUUAUUCAGACGCAGCAUCAGCCUUCCCUAUAGGGACACUAUCGGCUUAUUUUUAGAGCAGAAAGGUCAUACCGGGGUAAAAUCUGAUGCCUUGACCUUCUCUGAAUUUGUGCAAGCAGCAGGAUUACAGGAUUAUGCUCCACAAAUAACUGCCCCUGAAGAGAAUGAAGCAUUAUAUUACUCUGAACCAUAGGGAAAAGCCAUUUCACUUAGCUUGAAAGAUCAAACUAAAUUAGUUGGGGGAAGAAGUGUGGUCUUUUUGGAUUUUCUUCUUCUCUUCUUCAUUAAGGAUCAGAGUGAGAACUGCUGGUUCCAUUCCUAGUUCUCCCACCGAGUCACAGCACCUUCCCUUUAUUUGUGUAUCAAUUUAGCCCCUUGUUGAAACAAACAUAGCAAUAUUUCUGUUUCUGGGUAAUUGUAAGAAUUCCUGAUAAAUUCUAAUAAUGUAUCUGGUAAUAGGAACAUGUUGGGGAAAUAGAAUUAAAAGCAAAAUCUCCUGCCAACCCAGAUAAUCCUCUCCACAAUGUAGAAAUGUAGAAAAAGAAACAGUUUUAUUAUUGAAUCCGUAUUAAAUCAGACUGUGAUGCACAUCACAGGUAAGCCACUGAAGAGUUGCAAAGACAAGGAAGUCUCACCCUUUUAUUUAGCCAGGCAGAUACAAUCCAUUACCUGUGAGUUAACUGUCUGUAUCCAAAGGAAAAAUAGAACUUCUCCAUAUCUUUAUAACAAACAGGAAGUGACUACUUGGAGCAGGGCACUUGGGCUAAACUCCCACAGAGUCAGGGAGACAAGGUGCCCUCCUCCUCCAUGCUCCCAUUUCAAAGAGAUAGCUCCAAGGCCCCCAAAACACAGUCCUGGGAUGUUAAAAUGGCAGAAGGCUUAUUCAGUUUUUUAAAAAAGUUACAUAAAUCUCAAAAACAGAGAAAAAGGAUUUAAAUUACAAGUUUUCUAAAGGAAAUGUUUUAAGAAAAAGGAGGGGGAAGUUCUUUUUCUCUUUUGGCAUUAGAAAAAAAAUUUUUAAAUAUAUGUUUUUCAAUUGGUAUUUUUCCUUACAAACAACAUGGCUUAUAGAAGUACCAUUGACCAUAGGCUUUUUUAUGUGGUCCCUUCCAGACCUUUAUAAAAUGAAAUUCAGGCCAGAGUCUACCCAUGACUGGACUGCUCGAAAGAAAUUACUGUUGACCUAAAUAAAGAGACAGCCAAUUAUUUCUCCCCCAAAAAUGGAUUUAUUUGGGAUCAGCAAAGAAUUGCAAUUCAGGGUCUGCAACCAUGGGGAGCUACGUGCAAGUACCAAGCAGCAAGGGGAAGAGCUAACCCUUUUAUAGAGGGGAAGAGGAAUUUGGGAGGACGAUUAUAAAAGAAGUACACUGGAGGAAUUGAAAGUUGGAAGUGUAGUGGUUUUUCAUUGGCUGAGUUGUGACAGUCUCUCAUUGGCUGAGCUUCUUGCCAGUCAAGAAGAGGAAGUCUUUCUUCUUCCUGUUGGGCUCUGCUAUCAAAGU